This is a messenger RNA of Sparassis crispa, 774 nucleotides long. Its product is annotated as Osmotin, thaumatin-like protein. Gene Ontology annotation, biological process: defense response. NCBI's taxonomy places the organism in Eukaryota, Fungi, Basidiomycota, Agaricomycetes, Polyporales, Sparassidaceae. The transcript has 10 exons. The record is from RefSeq and is a predicted model, not a curated record. Gene Ontology annotation, cellular component: extracellular region. The coding region runs from base 1 to 774 and encodes 257 amino acids.
AUGAAGAACUCGGCAGUCUUCAUCGUUCUGGCUUCAGCUCUGUUGUCGGCCGCGGACAGGACGUUCACGGUUUACAAUGGCUGUCCCUUCACCAUAUGGCCUGCUAUAUUCACUGGUGCUGGAUCCGUUACUCCGGAUUACACCACUGGAUGGGAAGCCGGUGCUUACACGUCUGUCUCUUUUACUGUUCCCGAAGGCUGGACCGCAGGCCGUAUUUGGGGUCGCCGUGAUUGCGACUUCAGCGAUACCAACCCAGCCACUCAGUGCCCUUCUGGCGGUUGCAAUGGCGGCCUAGUCUGUGACCCCUCCACAGGAACCGGUAUUCCUCCAGCGUCCCUGGCGGAGUUCACCUUGGGUACCAAUGGCGCUGCCGAUUAUUACGACGUAUCGCUGGUUGACGGGUACAACUUGCCCGUCUCCAUCACCAACAAUGCGGGAUGCGGAGAGGCCGACUGCGACGUCGACCUCGGACCUAACUGUCCUGCGGCCCUUAUUGGCCCAUACGACUCAACUGGAUUCCCGGUUGGAUGCAAGAGCGCGUGCGAAGCCAACUUGGACGGUGAUCCGAGUAACUCUCCGAAUUGCUGCACCGGUAAUUACGACACCGCCGCGACAUGUCCUUCGUCUGGCGUUCAGUACUAUUCCUACUUUAAGGACAACUGUCCGAACUCAUACUGCUAUGCCUACGACGAGAGCAGCGGUACUGCUUUGUGGUCUUGCGCUUCCAGCCUUGUGGCUGACUAUACUGUCACGUUCUGUCCUCCAUCAUCGUAA